Messenger RNA from Magallana angulata, 1247 nucleotides. RefSeq lists its product as uncharacterized. The record is from RefSeq and is a predicted model, not a curated record. Bases 30 to 1109 code for a protein of 359 amino acids. The transcript has 6 exons. NCBI's taxonomy places the organism in Eukaryota, Metazoa, Mollusca, Bivalvia, Ostreida, Ostreidae.
AUUCUUACAGCAAAGAUAAGGAGGAAGAGAUGAUUUCUGAUCUUGCAGCACCCAUGACAGAGAUUGAAGAUGAUGUAGAGACAGGAGUCAGAUUGACUAGAGACAUAGGUGUACAGUGUGACCCAGAUCCUCUUUUACAGGAGAACAUGAGAUUAAAGUUGGAACUCAGACGGAUGCAGGACAACAAAUGGUCUGUUUCAAAGAUCAAAGAUGAUGAUGCCAUGACUAAGUUCUAUACAGGACUUCCAAGCUUUGCUGUGUUUUUGUGGCUGUUUAACUACCUGGCACCUAAAUGCGAGAAGAUGGUAUACUGGCGUGGAAGUUCAUCAACCCCUGAUGAGAGGACUAGAUCUAGGCGGUGCAUGGCUCUUGAUCCAAUCGACCAAUUCUUAGCAACCAUGAUGAGGCUGAAGGUCGGAUUGUAUGUCCAGGACAUGGCAGAGCGGUUUGGUGUGUCUGUGGGUGCAUUCUCUCAGUACUUCACCACCUGGGUUUGCCUACUCUACAAGGAACUUAAGGAGCUGAACCCCUUUCCAUCAAGGGAUGUUAUUCAGAGAAAUAUGCCGUCAUGUUUUAAAUCUUUCCCUAAUUUAAGAGUUAUACUUGAUUGUACUGAAAUCUUUAUUCAAAGAUCCAGCAGUUUGGUUAAUCAGAAUCAGUCAUUUUCAAAUUACAAGCAUCACACUACUUUAAAAUUUCUUGUUGGAAUCACUCCUUCUGGUGUGAUUUCAUUUGUUUCAGAGGGCUUUGGUGGAAGAGUUUCAGACCGACAGAUGAUUGAGCGCACCUGCCUAUUAGACCUCAUAGAAGAGGGCGAUGGGGUGAUGGCAGACAAGGGUUUUACCAUCAAAGACAUGUUAGAGAAAAAGGGAUGCACUCUUAAUAUUCCACCUUUUCGUUCUUCUUCUAAUCAGUUUACAACUCAAGAAGUUUUAAAUACUCAAGAAAUUGCUAAAUUAAGAAUUCAUGUGGAAAGAGCUAUUGGCCGCGUCAAAAAUUUUCAUAUAUUUGAUGGUGUUCUUUCUCUUUCUUUAGUGCCAUUAUCAUCACAGAUGUUUUCUGUUUGCUGUUGGAUAACAAACCUUGAUGUACCUUUGAUUGAAAGUUAGUUCUCAUCAGACAGGAUCAGAGCUUUCAUCGCCUUUUCCCUCGGAUCCUCUGUUGACUCUACCUCCACUUCAGAUUCAAACUCUGGGCUUUCAUCCGGAAUAUUCCACAAGUGACCCAUGCCUUUCAAAAGAAUUUAU